AUGUCAGGGUUUGUAUCCGAUAAGCCAAACGUACCGAGGCCGAUUGCUGCAGACUUUAAUUCCAGUACCGUCAGCACACUAUCGACUUCUAAUUCUGGAUUAUUUCAACGGUUUAAGGAUUCUUUCAAGAGGGCUGAUGUCGUUGAAGAUGUUCAUGAGAAGGAAGGCCAGGAGGAGUAUGCUACGGGAUUAAAUAAGACUCAACAAAAACUAAAACACAAUAUCAAAACAAGACAUCUAACUAUGAUAUCUCUUGGAACGGGUAUUGGAACGGGUUUGUUGGUUGCUUCUGGUAAAGCUUUACAUUAUGGCGGUCCUGGCGGCCUUUUAAUUGGGUAUUUGACAACAUCUACUAUGCUUUACUGUGUUGUUCAAGCGUGUUGCGAGUUGGGUGUGGCUUAUGCUACUCUACCUGGUAAUUAUAACGCAUAUCCAACAUUUCUGGUUGAUCGUGGCUUCGGAUUUGCUGUUGCAUUAGUUUAUGGGUUACAGUGGGCAAUUGUUCUACCGUUAGAACUAGUGACAGCGUCUAUGACAAUAAAGUAUUGGACUGAAUCGGUCAACCCAGACGUCUUUGUUGCCAUCUUUUACCUUUUCAUUGUAUUCAUUCACUUUUUUGGCUCGCGUGGUUAUGCAGAAUCAGAGUUCAUUUUUAAUACUUUAAAGGUAUUGUUAAUGGCUGGGUUUAUUAUUAUGGGUAUCUCGUUGAACUGCGGGGCCUCUAAACUUGGUUACAUUGGAGCGAAGUACUGGAGUAAUCCUGGCACUUUUGCGGGAGAGAGGUCAAUCAAUCAUUUGAAGGGUAUUUGUUCCGUGUGGGUACAAAGUGCUUUUGCCUAUGGUGGUUCGGAAUUCAUUGCAUUAACGGCUGCUGAACAAGCGAACCCAAGAGAGUCAGUUCCCAGUGCUACCAAGAGAUGGCUAUACAGAGUGGUGGUGGUGUUUUUGAUACCUAUCGCCUUGAUCUGUUUCUUAGUCCCAUACACAUCUGACCAGCUACUAUCAUCCUCUGGAGCUUCUGCCUCCCAUGCAUCUCCAUUUGUUAUUGCUGCUGCCUACCAUGGAGUCAAAAUUGUUCCACACAUAAUUAAUGCUAUUAUUUUGACUUCAGUGAUAUCUGUAGGAAAUUCCGGCAUGUAUUCUGCUCCUCGUAUUCUUCUUUCUUUAGCUGAAAAUGGCCUCUGUCCAAAGAUAUUUACCUAUGUUGAUAGAGCUGGUAGACCGUUGGCUACUUUGCUAUUUGUUUGUGUCUUUGGUCUACUGUCAUUUGUUGCUGCAUCGAAAAAUCAAGAAUCUGUCUUCACAUGGUUAACUGCCAUUGCAGGUUUGUCUCAGCUGUUCACCUGGACUUCUAUUGCCCUUUCACACAUUAGAUUUAGGGCCGCUAUGAAAGUACAAGGUAGAUCCCUAGGUGAAUUAGGCUACACAUCCACCACUGGUGCAAUAGGUUCAUACUAUGCUGUAUUCUUCAAUAUUGUGGUAUUGGUCGCUCAAUUCUGGAUUGCAAUUGCACCUAUUGACAAACAUGGCGAAUUAGAUGCAGAGUCUUUCUUUAAAAAUUAUUUGGCAUUCGCAGUCCUAGUCCUCUUCUACGUUGGUUACAAAAUAUGGUAUAGAGAAGUUCAAUUGCUCAUUCCUGUAGACAAAAUAGAUCUGGAGACUCAUAGACAAAUAUUCGAUGAAGAGGUUCUUCAACAAGAGGAGCUCGAACGUAAAGAAAGAAUGAAGACAGCCUCUUUCAAACAACGUUUCAUAGCUUUCUGGUGUUAA
Messenger RNA from Eremothecium cymbalariae DBVPG#7215, 1770 nucleotides. Its product is annotated as amino acid permease. The coding region runs from base 1 to 1770 and encodes 589 amino acids. The transcript has a single exon. Gene Ontology annotation, cellular component: membrane. Gene Ontology annotation, molecular function: amino acid transmembrane transporter activity. The record is from RefSeq and is a predicted model, not a curated record. Lineage: Eukaryota; Fungi; Ascomycota; Saccharomycetes; Saccharomycetales; Saccharomycetaceae. Gene Ontology annotation, biological process: amino acid transmembrane transport.